Molecule: messenger RNA, 1348 nt
Organism: Myripristis murdjan (pinecone soldierfish)
Lineage: Eukaryota; Metazoa; Chordata; Actinopteri; Holocentriformes; Holocentridae
Product: fish-egg lectin-like
Exons: 5
Coding region: 64-936 (290 amino acids)
Source: RefSeq, a predicted model, not a curated record
CUCAGAGCAACAGAGCAACAUCCAGACAUCCACAGGCUACAGAGGAAGAGACACACUGACAACAUGAAAACUAUUACAGCCUUCAUGCUGGUGCUGAGCCAGAUGGCAAUCAGUCAUGCCGCCUGGGAAUGCAAUGAGGUCCUGGGGGUGAACCAUGCAACACAGAUUGAUGCUGGACUGGGACUUGUGGUGGCGACAGACAGAUCCCAUCAUUCUCAUCUACUGAGUGGAUCCAACUGGUACAAUCUGCCUGGCAAUAACCUCAGGCACGUCUCAGUGGGACACGCCGGGAUCUGGGGCGUUGACACCAAGUCCAAAGUCCACAGGCUCCAGGGUGGAACAUGGACAAAUGUCCCAGGUCACCUGAGGCAGGUGGACGCUGGAGGAAACGCUUUUGCUGUGGGAGUUGGCAACACCUACAACAGCUACUGUUUGAGCAAUAGCUACACUUGGGGCUUGAACCAUCUGGCUCAGUAUCCAUGGACCUCGUACCACAGAGGUUUGAUUUACCACAGCUGCGGUUACUUCGGAUGCUGGGCAAUUGACUCAUUAUACCGGGUCUACUUCACAAGGCAACUGUCACAGUUCAGCUGCGUCAAUCCCCAGUGGACCCUGGUCAAUGGACUGCCCUUCAAAAUGAUUGAGGUGGGCAGCGACGGAAGCGUCUUCGGAGUGACCCCAACUGGCCAAGUCUACCAAAGAACUGGUAUCAACGCAUCGGUUCCACAAGGGCUCAGUUGGGUCCGUGUCCCCAUGUGUGUGUCCAUCAGGCAUGUGAGCUACGACCUGGGCCAACUCUGGGCCGUGUCCCACUCCGGGCUCAUCCUGCGGUGCAUAAAUUCUCCGAUUGUGAAUCCACCGGUUGUUGAUCCACAAGGGGUUGUUGAUACACUAAUGGUUGUUAAUCCACCAACUUCAACACCAACAGAGGUGUAAAGUAUUAAAGUAUUUAAGUGGUAUUUUUGAAUGAUUUCCAGGUUUCUAGGCAUUAUGGAGUGGUUUCUGUAGUUCUUCCUGUCUACUUUGGCUGUAAACUAUUACACACCCCCAUAGGCUAAUAUACCAGCUGAUUGUUUAAACCUUUAGGCCGUGUCCCACUCUCAGUCCCACUCGAUCUGAGGUGCACAAAGUCACCAACUGUACACAAACCCUAACAAAUGGGUCUAUUUUUGUCACUCAAGUCAUGGGAGUUUUAGUUGCAGAUCAUUAUUUAAGUUUGAGUGAUUUCCAUGCUUAUUUAUAUGCAAUAUGGAGUGCUUUUGUGGUUCUUCCUGUCUUUUACCUGUAAACACAUCACCUUUCUUGACUUUCUUGAGUGUUCUGUGUAUAAUGCAUAAAUGAUUUAAUA